Messenger RNA from Cuscuta campestris, 1432 nucleotides. NCBI's taxonomy places the organism in Eukaryota, Viridiplantae, Streptophyta, Magnoliopsida, Solanales, Convolvulaceae. The record is from the annotation of a GenBank genome assembly.
CAAACUAAUUAACUACCAAAACCCUAAAUCAUCAAAUCAGAUUGAUACUACAACGUAACAAUGGAAGGAGAAGAAGAUGGGUACUUCGUCCGCUCGGAAGAUGGAUACACGCCGAAGGAGAUCCUCCGCACCACCGCCGCCGCCGUCCUGUGGAAAGCCACCGCCAAACCCUCAACGCCGCCGCCGCUGUCCCAACCUGAGAAACCCGUCCAGAUUCUGACGGUGGACGCCGACAAGUUGGAGUGCGUGUACGAGCUGACGGAGGAGUACAAGCUCGCCAAGCGGUGCCGCCACGAGCACCUCGUGGGCGUCCACGUGUCGUUCCGGUCGAAGACCGACAACCGGCUGUGGAUCGUCAUGCCCUCCGUGUCUAGGGUUUCGCUGAGGGCGAUGAUCGCGUCGUCGCCCUCUGCCCUGCCGGAGGCCGGGGUCGGGACCCUCCUCCGGCAGACGCUCGAGGGCCUGGACUGCGUCCACGCCCUCGGGGACAGGCCCCACGGCAACGUCUGCGCCGGGUGCGUCUACAUGGCCGACGGGGACUUCGCGGCGGCGAAGCUAGGGUUCCGCGAGCUCAUGUGCGAGAGGACGACGAAGCGGGCGGCAGAGUGCUGGGUGGCGCCGGAGCUGGCGCGGGACCCGAAGACGGUGCAUGGGAAGGCGGCAGACGUGUGGAUGUUCGGUUUGUUCGCCUUGGAGCUCGUUUACGGCGGGGACAUCCCCGUCUCGACGCACAAAAACGUGAAAGCGUUUCUGCGUGACAACUUAAACGUCAGAACCCUUUCUUCGUCCUCGUCUAGGCCCUCGUUUUCUUGGAAAUUAUUUGGCAGGUUUAAGAAGACGAAGACAAAGACGAAGAUCGUUGCGAUAUCGGAUUUGCUUGGGGAGGUAAUAAGGAUGUGUCUUCGUGAAGAUCCAAGCAAGAGGCCAACCACAAAGCAAUUGCUGGAACAUGAGUAUUUCAAGACGACAUUAUCAUCAUCCAAUAAGAUGAAGAAGGCUUUGGCAGAUCAGUUGAAGAAAGCAUGCACAUUGUAGAUCGAUUGAUCAAUUUAAUUGUAGUGUGUAUGAUUUCUAUCUGAUCUCUAGGUUUAUGAUUAAGUUUUUAUUUAUAUCUAUGUUUUUGUUUUUUGUUGAAGGAUCAUUACGGAGUACUGUACAUUGCAUUAUUACUCCGUAGCUUAUUUAAUAUUCCAGAUUUUUCAUAUUCUUUGUUUGUACUCCCUUCGUCCCAAAUUAUUUGCCACAUUUGUAUUCCCGAGGCAAAUUAUUAAGUUUUUUCAAUUCAUUUUAUUUACAUAUUGGUAUAAAAAUAAAAAAUUAAAUUUACAUAUAAAAAAACUUUAUGAAAAGUUCUUUGAAAUAACAGGUGUCAAGAAUAUUUUAUUUUAUCAAAUAACCAAUGAAAACGUCGAAAUAAACAAAAGUUCCCGUG